GGCUGUCUCAUGAUACUUUCUCCGGGCGGGGCUGCUCCUGGCUGGACUGGCUCGGUGGAACCUCCGGAGAGAAGUGACAGCCUGACCUGGGCAGAAGGAACUUGAGAGGAGCAUAGGGCUGAGAGAAGGGAUGGAGGUCGGCGCUGUUGUCCGUGCAAUAUUUGAUUUUAGCCCCAGCGUCUCGGAGGAACUGACUCUGUUUGCCGGGGAUGUCAUUGAAAUUUUGAGUGUGAUUGAUGAAUUUUGGCUUUUGGGAAAUAAAGAUGGUAUUACAGGACAGUUUCCAGUUAGCUUUGUGGAGGCGCUUACAAUUCCGAAUGUAAAAUCCGGAGAGAGAUUGUAUGUCUGUAUCAGUGAAUAUACGUCCCAUGAGCCAGGAGCGUUGUCUCUCCAAAGAGGUGACCUUGUGGUGCAGGAAGGGACACUUGCAUCAAGCUGGCUGCAAGGAAGAAACUGUUGGGGAUCAAAGGGCUUUUUUCCAUUAUCUUGCAUCCAGGAGUUCUUUCUCUCAUCCAGGAGCCGUCAGCUUUGUCAGAACUUGAAGCUAGACUUUCCAAGUUAUGGCAUAGGUCAGGCAAGAGCCAUAAUGGGACUCUCGGCACAACUGGAAGAGGAACUAGAUUUUCGAGAAGGUGAUAUUAUUACUAUUACUGGUAUUCCAGAGCCUGGCUGGUUUGAGGGGGAAGUUAAUAGAAGAAAAGGGAUUUUUCCUGAAGGUUUUGUAGAACUGUUAAACCCUCUACGGACUGCAGAUAAUGUUGACAAUUAUGGUAAUGGUGAGGAUUAUGAGGAUAAAACUGUAACAGACAUAACUGAUAUUCCUGUUGAAAGUAACAAGAACAAUGACAUACUGAAUAAUAAUGAAGCUGAUGAUGGGACAUUUGCUAUUGCGCUUUAUAGAUUUCAAGCGAUAGAGCAGAGAGAACUUGACUUUGAUGUGGGAGACCGGAUAAAAAUAAUUAGUACGUUAGAAGAUGGCUGGUUAGAAGGGGAGCUGUAUGAAAGGAGGGGUAUAUUCCCUUACAGGUUUGUGAAAUUUGAGGAUGUAGAAAAAUCCACCUGUAAGGAUCUGCCAAUAGAGACAAAAUACAAUAUUGAUUCUCAUAAUCCCAAACACAACACUGAUGACUCUUUGCCUUAUAUACACAUUGGAACAGAUCCACAUUAUUGGGAUGUUGCACAUAUAGAAGAGCAUACUUCUCACCCCAUUGUUGAAUCUGAACAACAACUCAAUAAUCAAGAAUUUCCUUCAAAUAACAGUAAAGAUAUACUCUUAAACGAUUAUCGGGAUGUAAAUAACAUAUCUACCAAACCUCAGCUACCUCCUCGCCCACAGACUAGAAUGUAUUGUCCUCCAAAUGUGCAGACACUAGCACAACAGUCUAAGGAAAGCAAUACCGGAGAGUCAUUAAUUAGGAGGGGCAGAAUUCCUACAUCUAAUGAUGUGCAACAGCCCCGGUCUUCAAAAAUACCUCUCUCUUUAACAACCAAUGAUAUGACAAAUACUCAGAACAAUUUGCCUGAAGGGCUAAAAACCAAAAGAAAAAAGAGCAUUCCAUAUCAAGAUAUUGUACACUGGGUAGAGGACCAGAAGCUUAAAUCAAAGUCAUCAUCUUUUGGUUCCAAAGAUCAACAUGAAAGCCCAAGCAGAUGCUCAGGGACAGUUAGAUUUGAGAGUGAUAUUGGUGGAUCAGAGUUAACGGAUCUGGACUCCAAACUUUCUGAACAGCUUUCCCAGUUUGAAAAGAGCCUUUCCAAUCCAAGACAAAAUAGCAAAAGGAAAGUCUCAAGACAUUUUUCAAUUGUAGAUUUUAAUUCUGAAACCGAUAUUAUUCGUGGACUACCACAAGUUUCCAAACCACAGAAAUCUCCAGAAAAACGAAAGAUAUUGAGGCCUCCCCCACCUCGUCCUAAUACUAGGUCACAUUCUACGAGUUACUUAUCAGUGAGACGCAGUUCACAAAGCCGUGAAUGCACACAGACUGUAUCCCCUCCUACUGCUCUCCGCCCAUCCAGGCCAGCUCCAUUACCUCCACCUUGCAGCCAAAGGAACACACCAUCACCAAAACCACAGCCAAGAGUAAGUACACCCAAUGAAAGCCUUUUACUGCCUGAUAUUCAUGAUGAAGUAGAUACAUCGGUUGAUCUAAACCAUCUUGACAAGGAGCAGAGCUCUCCAUGCCCAUUUCUACUGUUAAAGAUACAAGAGUUGGAGCAAGAAUUGGAGACGUAUAGAAAGACUCGUGAGGAGCUCAGCUUAAUGCUUGAGGAGGACCAGGAUGAAAUCAUAAGAGAGGAGACACUUGAAAACAUAGAAUUUUGUGAUACAAAUAUUGAAAGCUUGAAUCUGGAACUUCAACAUCUCAGAGACAUGACGCUUCUCUCCUCUCAACCUGAGACACCAGAGGAGACCCCAUCUGCUGCGUCCACAACUGAGAACUCUGAGCAAAGGAUGCUUGAGAAGAGGUCAAAGGUCAUUGAAGAGCUGCUACAGACAGAGAGAGAUUAUAUCCGAGACCUGGAUACAUGUGUGGAACAUAUCAUGCUCCCCCUGCAGGCCACACAGAUGGCUAAUGUGGAUUUUGAUGUCCUUUUUGGAAACAUCUAUUCAGUUAUUGAGGUUUCUAAGAAAUUUCUAGCAACUUUAGAGCAUUCAGAUUCCAUUGGUUUGGUUUUUCUGGACCAUCGCACAGAAAUAGAGAAUGUGUACAAAGAAUAUUGCCAGAAUCAUGAAGAGACUAUUGCCGUUUUAGAGGUUUAUGAAAAGGAUGACAAGUUCCAGAAACACCUCGUAGACUGCAUGGAAAUCAUAAAAUGUCUGUACAUAGAAUGGGGCUGUACAAACUACAUUAAUCUGGGUUCUUUCCUAAUUAAACCGGUACAGAGGAUUAUGCGAUACCCUUUACUCCUAAUGGAACUUCUCAGUGCCACCCCAGAUGCCCACCUAGACAAAGUCCCUCUGAAAGAAGCUGUGGUGGCUGUCAGAGAAAUAAACGUCAACAUCAAUGAAUACAAACGCAGGAAGGACUUGGUUGUAAAAUACCGUAAGAGUGAUGACGACAGUCUGAUUGACAAAAUAUCCAAACUCAACAUCCACUCAAUCAUCAAGAAAUCCAAUCGAGUCAGCAGCCACCUCAAGCACCUCACCGGCUUUGCCCCUCAGAUUAAAGAUGAAGUAUUUGAAGAGACAGAGAAAAACUUCAGAAUGCAAGAGAGGUUGAUUAAAUCGUUCAUUCGGGAUCUUUCAGUCUAUUUACAGCAUGUCAGGGAAUCUGCCUGUGUGAAAGUGCUGGCUGCUAUGAGCAUGUGGGAUUUAUAUGCAGACAAAGGAACCAGUGACCUGGAGAAGUUUCAGAAAGUCCAUCGGCACAUCAGCGAGAAGCUAUUUACCGACUUUAAAGAAAGGACAGAGAGGUUAGUGAUAUCGCCUCUGAAUCAGCUGCUUAAUAUGUUUGCCGGACCUCACAAGCUGGUGCAGAAACGCUUUGACAAACUCCUGGAUUUCCACAAUUGCACAGAGAAAGCAGAAAAGCUGAAGGACAAGAGAACGUUGGAAGAACUUCAGUCUGCUCGGAAUAAUUAUGAAGCCUUAAAUGCCCAACUGCUUGACGAGCUACCCAAAUUCCACAACUAUGCCAAGGAACUGUUUGCCGGCUGUGUGCGUGGUUAUGCCAGUGCUCACUGUGAUUUUGUCAAGCUUGCCUUGGAAGAACUGAAACCACUUCUGACUUUGCUGGGAGUAGGUGGCAGGGAGGGGAACCUCAUUGCCGUGUUCCAAGAAGAACACGCUAAAGUUCUGCAACAACUGCAGGUCUUCACAUUUUUCCCUGAAAACCCUCCACCUUCCAAGAAACCUUUUGAGAGAAAAACUAUGGAACGCCAAUCUGCAAGAAAAGCUGUCCCACGUCCAUCAAAAUAUGUCCCACAAAUGGAUGAACAUAGAGUUAUCGUCCUUGCGAGGUACCCGCCCGAAAAACUUUACCAAGCCGACCGCAACUUCAAUGCAGCUCAGGAUUUGGAUGUCUCUGUACUGGAGGGGGAUCUUGUCGGCGUCAUUAAACAGCAGGACCCAAUGGGAAGCCAGAAUCGAUGGCUCGUUGACAAUGGAGUGACAAAAGGUUUUGUUUAUAGCUCAUUCCUGAAGCCGUACAAUCCUCGGCGUAGUCACUCUGACGUGUCAGUGGGAAGCCAGUCUUCCAAUGAAUCCGGUUAUGGCGGCUCCUCUCCUAACUUCUCAAGACAAAACAGCAAUAGCACUUUAACAUUUAACCAGAACAACUCGGCAGUCACUUUUUCUGCAACCUCAGCUCCUAAACAAAUGACAGAUCCAUCGGUUGCACCCAGUGUUCCACCAGGGUCAGCUGUUUCAUCCAGGGCCAGCACUACUGACGGCAACAAUUUAAAGAGGAUAAGUGAAACAGAGUCUGUAGCACACUUAAGGACAAGUCAAACAGAAUUAAGUAGUACAACAGUUAAUAGGGUAACCACAGACUCUGUUAAACAGUUGGAGCCGCAUCGCCGGGAAAGCCAAGCAGAAAAUGGAAGUUAUUCUGUAUCCCAAAACAAUGGAGAUAAAGGGAAAAUCUCUGAUAAUCGCAAAGCAAACAGGAGGAAAGCGCCUUCCCCUAGUGACUUUGAACAGGAGGGCGCAGAGCUGGAAGGGAACCAGGUAUAUUAUGCAGUGUACUCUUUCAAAGCACGAUCUGCAAAUGAACUGACCAUAUCAGCCAAUCAAAGACUUAAGAUUCUUGAAUUUCGAGACAUGAAUGGAAAUCAAGAGUGGUGGUUGGCUGAAGUUGAAGGCAGGAGGGGCUAUGUGCCAUCCAAUUACAUUCGUAAAACAGAAUACACGUGAAAGUAAAGACGGUUUUCUUUUGAAAGCAUUAGAAAAAUACUUGUGCCUUUUUCUGGGAUGAUUUUUUUUAAUCUUUUUGCUGCUGAGACCACUUGAACAAUAUUAUAGUGAGGAUGUGGAUUUGAAUUAGUACUUAGAACCAGCUAGCACGUCCAUACUGAGUAAUGCGUUACUAAGUACAUAAUGAGAAUUCAUGCACUUCUUUGGAUCGUUGACUCAAAAGCAACAUAAAAUAUUGUGUGUAUUUUCACAUAGGACACAGUAUGCUUGCUGUGACAACCAUGAAUUUUGCAAAAAUGUUAACUAAUCAGAUUGCUUACAGAAAACCCCCACAUAAUUGAAAAUUAAUAGAUAACUGCUGUGAUUUUUUUUUGUGUGGUUUGCGACGCGUGUGUGGAAAGUAUGAAUAUAAAUUGAAGGGGUUUUUUUAACACACAAAACACUUCUAUAAAGCACCUUUUCCACUUCCUAAUUAAAGAACACAAGAGAAUCAACUGGAAUUUAGAGGUCCACUAAAUACAUUACAAAAACAUACUAAACUACUUCAAUUUUUCCUAUAAAAUGUGAUACCCAUCAGCCAAUCACAAAACGUAUAUAAUGUAAACUCUUGCACACGCUCAGUAGGAGAUGGUGCCUCAAAAAGUUUGCAUAUUAAAAGAUAGUGCACAUUUUGAUCAUGGAAAUUAGUUGAAAAGUAUUUAAAGUUUGCAUACUUUAUCCAAAUCAUUAAAGUUUAAUUUUGAUUUCAGUAUCCCUUUUAAUAGAAAUUAAAUUCCAAUUACAUUAUUAUUUUUUUUAAUGUGUGCGUGGUGCUGACUUCAAUUAACCAGACAGUAUUAAUACAUUUUUAGUUAUGAAUAGUUUCAGGUCAGUAUAAAUUUCGGAAACACAAAAUGAAGGUGUUUUUACAUUUCAGACCAUAUGUUUACAGGGAGAACGAACAAUUUAUCCAGUUAAAAAUAGACCUUGAUUUUGCAGAUCUCAAUAUAUUAUAUUAUGUUUUUCCAUUUGUGGUGCAAAUGAAUAAUUUGUAAUAUGAAAAAGGAAACAAAAAAACACACGGGCUGAUGUUUAAUUUCUGCAUAAACGAUUCCGGGAAACCAAGCUGGCUCUCAAAACCAUUUUUUCUUUAAAAGUGUUUAAUUGUGUCUUUAGAUCAUCAGAGAAAGGUCAGAAAAUGUAAAAUGUAAAUAUGUGUAAUAUACAUCUGUACAUCACACAAAGGACAGUUGUAGAAUGAGAAAUAUUCACUACUGAUGGGUUUGAUUUUGGGAGGUAAUUCUUACGUGUAAAUUCUAUAGAUGCAUAUUUUAUUUUUCCUCUGUACAUAUUAUUUUUUUUUAUUCAAACCAUUGCACAUUUUCUAAUCGGAAACUUUUUAGCAAAUACUUUUAUUGUUAGAAAAGUAACCUGUAUAAAUCUUUCUGUAUUUUUAUACUUUUGUGUGCUUUUCACAAGCAAAGAAACAUAUGAAGGGUAGCAUUAUUAUUAUUAUUAUUAUUAUUAUUUAGUCCAAGAACCCAUGUUCAUUGAUAAGACAAUAAAAUGCAUCAGUCUGUGCAGUACUACACAGAACCAAUAAACCUCAGAUUUUGUCA
Molecule: messenger RNA, 6453 nt
Organism: Bombina bombina (fire-bellied toad)
Lineage: Eukaryota; Metazoa; Chordata; Amphibia; Anura; Bombinatoridae
Gene: DNMBP
Product: dynamin binding protein
Exons: 17
Coding region: 131-4855 (1574 amino acids)
Biological process (GO): intracellular signal transduction
Cellular component (GO): cytoplasm
Molecular function (GO): protein binding; guanyl-nucleotide exchange factor activity
Source: RefSeq, a predicted model, not a curated record